UUGGGGGCGGCCAGCAACCAGCACAUGAACGGUGGCCGUUUUGAUUUUGACGAUGGCGGGACAUACUGUGGUGGAUGGGAGGAAGGAAAGGCACAUGGACAUGGUGUUUGUACAGGGCCUGAUGGACAGGGAGAAUACACUGGAGCAUGGCACUAUGGAUUUGAGGUUUUUUUCUUAAUUAAAAAUUUUUUAAUUUUUUCCCAGGUUUCUGGUGUCUAUACCUGGCCUUCUGGCAGUACUUAUUCUGGUCAGUGGCAAAACGGGAAGCGUCACGGCCUCGGUGUUGAACAGCGCGGCCGGUGGACCUAUAAAGGUGAAUGGACGCAGGGAUAUAAAGGCCGGUAUGGACGUCGAGAGGCGCUCAACUCUGGUGCUCAUUAUCUGGGGACGUGGUCAAGUGGACUUCACGAUGGUUAUGGAACUGAAAUAUAUUCUGAUGGAGGCUCUUAUAAAGGCCAAUGGCUGCGCGGUAUGCGGCAUGGUUAUGGAAUUCGAACAAGCGCGCCUUGGAGUGUAGCAACCCCGAAUAACCACCAACACCACUCAGAACAGCAACAAAAACAUAGAGGAGGACAUACGUCUCUAAGUUCCCUACGCUCAAAUUAUGGAAGUGUUGCCAUGUUGGAUGAUGAAAGGGCAGCAACUGCAAUGGAUACACCUCCCAAUCAUCACGGCAGAUCACAUUCUAGAGAAAGGAGGGGUGAACAAACAACUCAACUGGAUGAAAGUAGAGGCGGUUUUGUGCUUAAAGCUUAUUCGGGUACUAACAAACGACGCCGUUCUCUCUCAGAGCGUUCAUUGGCAGUGAAGAGAAGUAUUCUUCAACGAAUUAGAAAACAAAAUUCUACCGGAGACAUUAUUCACCAACAAAGAGUUUUUUCUUCUGCUGGUGGCGCUUCUUCACUUCGUUCUAGUGGAAGUACUUUAAGCUGUACUUCUGAUGAAGAAGAUUCGGGCGAUUUGAGGCAUCCUCCAAAUUCUCAACGUUCUAGAGUUGCUGCGGAGGCAGCAACAUUAGAGGAACCACCAAUCGACGCCAACGCCGUAGAGAUUUACCGAGGUGAAUGGAAAAAUGACAUGCGCUCCGGUUAUGGUGUUUGUGAACGUUCAGACGGUCUUCGUUAUGCUGGGGAAUGGUUAGAUAAUAGAAAACAUGGAUAUGGAGUAACCUUCUUCAGGGAUGGAACUAAAGAAGAGGGAAGAUAUAAACACAAUGUUCUUGUUAGCUCAGCUAGACGGAAAGGCAUCCUUUUUGUCCGUUCAACAAAAUUGAGGCAUCGAGUAGAAAUUUAUGCUGAACAUGCUAGGCAAGCUGCUGACAUGGCUGCACAACGUGUUGAAAUUGCUACAUCAAGAACAAUGACAGCACAAGAACGCGCUGAUGCUAGCGUUGAAGCUGCUGAUCGAGCAAGGGAUGAUGGAGACACUGCCCGUAUUUAUGCUGCACAGUUUGAUCCAAGUUUUAAACAACCCGGCGUAGAAUUAUUACGUGCUAGAGCAGCAAUGCAAAGGUCUGGAACUCCUGGAGGACAUCAAUCUGCCAUUCCAAUGCUUACACCGAUUCAUAAUCAUGUAAUGGCUAACCAUGUUCAAUUUAAUCAUCAACAGCAACCACACUCUCAAACUAAUUAUUCUAGUCCACAAAAUCAACAAUAUGAUUAUUCUAAUGCAUUUGCAGUUGGUCCAAUCUCUUCUUCAUCUCAACAAAACAUUGCAUUUAAUCAAAUGCCCCCACUCCCUCCAUUUGCUCAACAACAACAACAAUUACGUCAAAGACAUUUACAACAAACUUCAAAUACUUCUGAAUGGAAUGGUGGAAUAAUUGGAGGAAUGGGAGGUGGGGGACAACAACAACCACAUUCACCUCCACAAUAUUCUGCAGAUAGUGGAAUUGCUGUUGGAGGAGGUGGAGGGAAUUUUGGUCAACAACAGAGGCAUUUAAUUCAUCAACAAUCGAGUGAAUCUGGCCAUAGUUCUCAACAACAGCAACAACAAGAUUAUAGCACACAUCCCCAAAUGAUUAAUGAAGGUGGUUCUGAUACAGAGGGCGGUGGAUUGUUGGUUGCUGCCUCAGCUAGCGGCGGUCAUCAAAGUGCUCAACACAGCAAUAUUGUUAGUUAUGCUGCUGCUAUUCCUCCACUCCCAGCUGCUCAUAUUCGACAACAAUCUUCUUCAGAAAUGGCCACACUUCAAAAACCACAACCUCCACAUCAUCUGAGAGGAAUGACUAAUAUGCGUGGUCGUUCAAGUCCUUCAACUAUGUCCCUAAGUGAUGAUCAUUGGGAUCAAUAUUUGUUGAAAUCUUCGAGAAGAGAGGCUUCAAAACAUCAAUUGUUGCCUGGUACCAGCAGUAGUGGAUUAGAUACUUCUCAUCAUUUUAGACGAAACAGACCUUCACUAAUUAGACAAUGUGAGGUUCUCGGCGCUAGCGGUACAAUUGGUGGGAGUAGUUGUGGUGAAUCUCCUAGUGGCUCUAUGACACUUAACAGAAGAAGCACAUUAGUAGUAAAUCCAAGGGAAUGCCGUCAACGCGUUCCUCCAAUUCAUUCAGUUUAUGGAGCAGAUGAUUCUCUUCGUCUUCAAGACCAACAACAACAACAAUUGCCUUCCUCUUCUGUCGAUAUUCAAAACCAAACGAGAGAAGAACGUGGUUCCCUUCCCAAUUUGGAAGAUUUAGCUGGCCAACCAUUACAAUUAGGUAGAGAAGAAGCUGCAAGAUUAGCUUCUCAACGUCGGCAAGAUGUACAUAAACAAAUGGAGGAAGAAGAAAGAUUGAGACAAAAUCCGUUAAGAUAUUUGGCUCAUCCUAAUUUUAGAAAUUGGCUCAUUCAAUGGCGAAUUCCACUACUUUUAGUACUCGGCAACAUUCUACUUUUCUAUUGUUUUUUACACUUGCUUUCAGGUAGUAGUAAAAGCGAUCGAAGAAGUGGUGGAAGAGGAGGCGGAGGAGGAAAUGCUCACCAUUCCGAAUGA
Messenger RNA from Meloidogyne enterolobii, 2973 nucleotides. Lineage: Eukaryota; Metazoa; Nematoda; Chromadorea; Rhabditida; Meloidogynidae. The record is from the annotation of a GenBank genome assembly.